Molecule: messenger RNA, 1175 nt
Organism: Seminavis robusta
Lineage: Eukaryota; Bacillariophyta; Bacillariophyceae; Naviculales; Naviculaceae
Source: the annotation of a GenBank genome assembly
UAGCUAGCUAGAGCCAGAGACGAAGACUUGUUCGUUUGCUGCGCGGAACCAGCAAAGGUAAAAAGAGGCGGCGAAACAAAGCAGCAACGAGCACCGCGCAGAUGGCGAAGAAACAACGCAGCCGCACUUGACAAGACAUUCACCAUUGACAAACAACACCAUCUCCUGGUUCUAGUACCAUACACAUACUGUCACCAUGAUAGGGCAAUCUUUUCUUCCUGAUCUUAGCCAUGCUGCUCUAGACUUAGAGGGGUCUUCUUUGGCUUGGCUGCCACAACAAGCAUCACCACGAACGUCGGUGAAUGAUCCUUUUUCAUCAUCACGAGAGGAUCGCCGUCGUAGCCUCGACAGCAACGAUGGCUACUCAAGCUACUUGGUAGACGCUGAUGGUAACCAGUACGAGCCAUAUUCGUUAGCAUGGAGAUACCUUGGUCUCUUUGUCGAUUGUGGCGAUGACGAAGAGAGCGAAGAUGAAGGUGACAGCAAGGACGAAAGGGAGCGUCACUUGUCAUCUGACGAUAAUAAAGGCUGCAUUCGAAAAGUCUUGUGGGCUGCAUAUCGCGAUCCCAAUUACAGUGGAGGCUCCAUUGGAGAGUACCAGUACUACGACCCUAACACGGGGAUUUAUGACGAAUCAUACUGUCGCUCAGAGCGGUGCGUCCCGUUGGAUUGUCACGAGCCCGAGAGCGAAAACUUUGAGCUGGUGGGCGUCUUCAAAGAAACUGAAGGAUUAUACGAUUUUGCGGAGCAGCUUUUCAAGCACCAAGGGUACUGUCUUUGGAGCGAGAAUACCUUCGAAAAGAUGGCCAAUUUCCGUGAAUACAUGGUUCCUUACGACUGUCAACAGUUGUAUUUCCCUGAUGAUUAUGGCAACACCAUAUACAUGGCAAUAGCUCCACAGCCCAUGGGCGAUAUGACGAUUGCCGUAUACUCAGAUGCAAUGUGCACCAAACAGUCGAGAACAACAAUCCAGGACUACAUUAUGCUUUUCUAUGACUUACAAGGCAACUAUGACAAAGGGAAACAGAUCGCCAGCUCUUGGACCACGGCCAUCAAACGGUGGAAUCAUCACAUGGGCGUGUACAAGCAGUGUCAGCCUUGCCGGGCAUAUGAUUUGUCCGCAGGAGGAGACGCACAAGAAAACUCGGGAUCUGCGGACAACAAUAAUCGACGUA